This is a messenger RNA of Lepidothrix coronata (blue-crowned manakin), 3071 nucleotides long. It is a transcript of the gene PARP11, whose product is annotated as poly(ADP-ribose) polymerase family member 11. Gene Ontology annotation, molecular function: NAD+ poly-ADP-ribosyltransferase activity. The transcript is spliced from 8 exons. The coding region runs from base 184 to 1248 and encodes 354 amino acids. NCBI's taxonomy places the organism in Eukaryota, Metazoa, Chordata, Aves, Passeriformes, Pipridae. The record is from RefSeq and is a predicted model, not a curated record.
GUGCCCCGCGCGCCCCGCAGGCCGCUGCCCCUCCCGCCCCGCCCCGUCGCCGAGCGCGCUGCCAGCUUGCGCAAGGGGGUGGGGGGCGUUGGCCACCGUGUGUGUAGGAGCGGCCUGCGGCCCCAAUGAGGGGCUAGUGGUGGUGUGCUUGGCUCGGUUGCCCGGCCGUGCCCUUGAGCUGCAAUGGACUCGGCUCUGGAGGGUUCGGUGGCAGGUGUGACUGCGACGGUGGCCUUCGGCAGCACAGAGCCGGAAAUGCUCCAAGGACCAUCAGAAGAUGUAUUUCCAAAAAUGGAAAGUCCAGUUGAAGAGAUGGAUACCUCUGAUACCCAGUGGGGCUGGUUUUAUUUGGCUGAGUGCGGUAAAUGGCAUAUGUUUCAGACUGAUUCAAACAGUCAUUGCUCUAUUAGCAGUGAAGAUAUUGAAAGGAGUUUCCGAACAAACCCACAUGGUUCUCUGUCUUUUACGACUGCAAAGUUUAACUACAUGCUAGACUUUUCAGUGAUGAAACAAAUCAACCUGACUACCCUUAAGCAACGUCCAAUAAAGCGAGCUCCCUUUUCUAUCAAUUCAUUCAGUUUCAUCUGUGAAAAUGAGGCUAUCCCUAUGCCUUCGCACUGGGAGAAUGUAAAUACUGAGGAGCCAUACCAGCUUAUUCCAUUGCAAAAGAAAACAAAUGAAUAUAAUGAAGUUUCUAGUCUCUUUGGAAAAACAAUGGAUAGCCACCGAAUUAAAAGAAUUAAGAGAAUACAAAAUCUAGACUUGUGGGAGUUUUUUUGCAGGAAAAAAGCUCAACUGAAGAAGAAAAGGGGUGUCCCAACGAUUAAUGAGCAGAUGCUAUUUCAUGGCACCAGUAAUGAAUUUGUUGAAGCAAUAUGUAUUCAUAACUUUGACUGGAGAAUAAAUGGGAUGCAUGCUGCUGUAUAUGGAAAAGGGACCUACUUCGCCAGAGAUGCAUCAUAUUCCAGCCAUUUCUGCAAAGAGAGCAUGAAGCACGGAGAUACUUUCCAGAUUCAUGGCGUGAAUCUGCAGCCUCAUCUGCAUAGACCAGAUAAAGUCAUGUUUCUUGCUCGUGUAUUAACUGGUGACUAUAUUGGUGGGGAUUCAAAAUACAUAAGACCUCCUUCAAAAGAUGGAAGUUUUGUGAACUUGUAUGACAGCUGUGUGGAUAACACCUGGAACCCAAAGAUCUUUGUCAUCUUCGAUGCCAACCAAAUCUACCCUGAGUACUUAAUAGAAUUUUGUUAAGUUUGAACUGAGUAUUGUUUGUGUCUUUUUGAUACUUUUGUUUCUUUCAUAAAGACAACAACAUGAAAACAUGAAGCAUUAAAGGAGAGAGGUGAAAGAAAAGGUGGGAUACAUUUAUGGAGGAGGCAAGCUAUUAAGUACAUAAGAGAGAUUGGUGAACUUUUUUUAAAAAUAUGUAAACUUUAUUCGUGCAUUUUUCAAAUGUAGAGACUCUUAGAAAUUUGAGAUUGCUUAGUGAUCCCUAAAUACAUUGGUUGUUGGGAAGUUUUCAAAGGCAAGAUUUUACAUUCUGAUUUUUUAAAAAUAUGUUAAAAUUAUUAAUGUGGUAGAAAUAUGCCUCUAAUAUAGUAUGCAUAUGAUGAAACUAAUCUUUUAUAAAGAUUGUCUAUAAAACAUAAAGUAACAACAGCAAAACCCCAGGGGACUUGACUACAUAUGUGUGUUUGUCUGUGUUCUGUAUACACGUUGCUUUGUGUUUGGAGGUCUCUUAGUUUGUAUUCUAAACGUAUUAAAAAAAUAAAUUUAUAGUACAUCCAUCAGUUUUCUCCAGAUAAAGUUCAACAAAGAUGUUAGGUUUAACUUUAGGUACAUUUUACUGUAAGCUUCAAUUAUAUACUUGCAAAAUUACGAACUUUGAUUUUGACAGAAUGGAGGCCAGUAAAUUCUUGUGGUUGUUAAUUGUUUUGUAUGCAACUGCUGAGCUCACUGUUGGGAUACCAGCAGUGCCAUACACCUUUCUGAGUUCUUAUUCUAUGGAAUUUUUUCCAUCUUGUUACAGUAUUUAUGUGCUGCUGUGGUUCCUGUCUGGUUGGAGUUUAAGAAGCAUUCAGUGCUCAUGUACUUACUGUUACUGAAGACAAUGUUUAGAUUAACUUUACUGGAAAUAAUACAGUUAAACUAACAAUGAAAAUUUCAAAAGAUGUCAUCCUUUAAACACUUUAAUAGAAAGCUUUCCAUAACAGUUGUGUUGGCCAGGUUUUCAUAGCUGGUAUAGUUAAAGAGUAUUUUUCACAUGUAGAAAGAGCCAAAGAGACAAUAUUUGGGUAAAAAACAAACUUGAGUACCUAAAAGCAUGAAGAACCCGAAGAAGGGGCUGUUGCAUUGAAAUGCACUUACCUGUUAAACGAUUUGCUAUGAAAUUGUGUCCCUUGUGUUCUUUGUUAAAGGACCUUACUAGCACUAAUGAACAAAGCUGAAGCCUUUUGAGGCUUUUUCUUUUGCGAUGACCAGUAACAAUUCCCUGUAGAAAUAGUAUGUAUUUGUGGCAGAUACAGAAUGAUCUGUAUUGGUCUAUUAUAGAAUUGUUAAUUGACAUAUUGGAUCGAAGGCUCCGUUUAAAAUCUAUUGUAUUUAAAAGGCACUGCAACUUCUGGGAUGACCACGUCUGCUCAAAGUCAUAUUAAACCGAUGGAACUGGAAGCAGAAUAUGACUACAUAUCUGGCAUCAUAAUUGAUGACACAAAUAUCUCCUUAGUGCUGUUACUGAUGCCUGUCAGUAGAUCUUACACAAGUUUUGUGUCUGUUUGUAUCUGUAAUUUCAUGGCAAGUUUUCCUUUUGCUUCUGUCCCUAAACCAUUUAGGGCUAAAAUGCAUUUUCCUUUAUUUUAGGAAGUAUGAUUUCUGAUCCCAGUUGGGAACUCUAGGUUCUACUGUUGUAGGUAUGACUUGUGUUUGAUUCACUACUACACUAGCUGUGCAAAAGGCACUUUGUUCCCCACACUGUAUAAAAUAAUAGCAGAUCACACAGGGAAUUUGUGAAUUACUGAGUCCUUUGUAUUCUGAUACAGUAUUCUACAGAGCAUACAUUUUGUGAAACUAAAAAA